UCUAAGCUUCAGUCUCGGAGAUAAAUCGAGCCACAAGAGAUCGUGCGUGUUUUCGUUCAUGGUGUGAAUCACCUCGAAGAGGUGUCAUUUUCUCUCUUUUAUUUUUUAUAACAUCCAAAAAAAAAAAGAAGAAGAAAAAUUUCGAAAAAUGAAUUUGUCAAGGAUUAACAUAUUCUUAUCAACGUUUAUCAACAUUUCAACGAUCUUCUUCAUCUAUUCGAACGCUACUCUAACAGAAGACAAAGAACUAACGACGAGUUUACGAGAAUCUUUACACGACGAAGAUUUCAUAAUCGUUGUCACUGACAUUAGAACGAGAAAAAAACCUAACACAGAAGCAGAACCCUUGUUAGCUGUAAAAUAUGGCGAAUCUAAUAGAAAAACAGUUCUAAUGCUCGAUAGACGUACUAACCGAGUCAUUUUAGAAAAUCUUCAUUCUAAUGGACGACGUACAACAAAACACAUCAUUGUCGAUAAUCUUAGUUCAUCGUUAAAAAAUUUGAUCAUUUCUGUGCACCAAAAGCAAUCAGAAUCUCGAAUCGAUGUUUAUAUCGAUUGUAUGUAUCAAGGAUCUAUAGAUCUGAAAAAAAGCUUUCGAGAACUUGCAAAUGAAGAAGAAUUUUUAUACGUAGAAGUGUUUCGAGAAAACAAAUGUAAGAUCAAAAUUCAUCGAGAAAGGACCAUAGACGAGAUCUUGAAAGAUGAACAAUGUUCGAGGUCAUUUGACAAAUUCGAUCGUUCGUAUAAUUUUCUUGACAAUAAUUUUCCUUUGGAAUUCGAUUCAUCAUCGAGUAAAACUAAUGAUCGAUCUAAAAGAGGCCCUUACAAUUUUAAUCAUUCUAAUCUAUCCUUCGAAUCAUCCUCGAUUGCGCGUAAGAGAACUGUAAGAAGAGGUGAUAUUGGAAUUCAAAGUUUAGAUGAGAAAAUUUGUCUGACGGAUAGUCAAUUGACAAAAACUUUGAACGAACUUAUUCAAGCUACGAAGAAAAUUUGGAGCGAACUCGAGAUGAACAGAAGGGAGACACACGAGUUAAGAAUAUUAAUGGAAAAUUGCGUGGCUUGUCGUCAAGGUAUGGUCGUAUCAACAACACCACGACCAGUAUCCUGUGACUACGAAUCGCCAUGUUAUCCUGGAGCUCAGUGUCAGGAUUCAGCGAGAGGACCAAUUUGUGGUACUUGUCCGAGAGGUAUGACCGGUGACGGUCGUAAUUGUUUGAAGAUAACAACAUGUUUAGACAAUCCAUGUUUCCCUGGUGUACGUUGCGAGGAUCAUCAUCAUGGUUAUAGAUGUGGUAAGUGUCCGACCGGAUAUCACGGUAAUGGUGAACGAUGUGAACGUAGAAGAAACAUUUGUGAUUCUCGACCAUGUUAUACCGAAGUUGAAUGUAUUACUACUAAUUAUCCACCAUUUUUUAGAUGUGGAAGUUGUCCUGCUGGUUUCACAGGAAAUGGUACAUCUUGUCAAGAUGUAAACGAAUGUGAAGUAGCACGUCCUUGUUUUCCUGGAGUACGAUGUAUCAAUCUUCGGCCUGGAUUCAGAUGUGAAUCUUGUCCUCCAGGAUACACAGGUUCGACGUUCGAAGGUGUUGGCAUUGAAAUGAUUAGGAAUCGAAAGCAAAUCUGUCGUGAUGUAAACGAAUGUGAGAUCAAUAAUGGUGGCUGUGAUUUGCAUUCCGAAUGUAUCAAUACAGAAGGUUCCUAUAGAUGUGGACCAUGUAGGAAUGGUUUUGUCGGUAACGAGACAACAGGAUGUCGACCUAGUCAAGAACUCUGUCCGGAUAUGUCAACCAUUUGUGAUCUGAAUGCCUACUGCGUUUGCAUAAGCCUGAACGAUUACAUGUGUCGGUGUCGAGUUGGUUGGGCUGGAAACGGACACAAUUGUGGCCUGGACGCAGACAGCGACGGUGUCCCAGAUAAAAAUCUAAAUUGUCACGAACAUUCUUGUAGAAUGGACAAUUGUCCAACAGUACCGAACAGUGGUCAAGAGGAUGCCGAUGGCGAUGGUAUAGGUGAUGCUUGCGACGAGGAUGCCGACAACGAUGGUAUAUUAAAUUCUUCAGACAAUUGUCCUUCGGUACAUAAUCCUGGCCAAGAAGAUAAUGAUCGUGACGGAUCCGACGGAGUUGGUGAUCUUUGCGAUAAUUGCCCUAUGGUUAACAAUCCACGUCAAUGGGACACCGAUGGUGAUGGUUUUGGUGAUGCCUGUGACGAUGAUAUCGAUAAUGAUGAAAUUUUAAAUCGUCUAGACAAUUGUCCAAAAAUAAGAAACAGGGAUCAAAUCGAUACCGACAAUGACGGAAUAGGCGAUGCCUGUGACAAUUGUCCUUAUAUGCCAAAUCCUGAUCAAAAAGAUCACGAUGGCGACAACGUCGGUGAUUUAUGCGAUACUGACAACGAUCGAGACUUGGAUGGUGUACAAGACGAUCGUGACAAUUGUCCAAACGUUGCUAAUCCUGGUCAAGGUGAUAUCGAUCGUGAUAGGAUCGGUGAUGCUUGUGACGACGAUAUCGAUGGGGACGGCGUUCCGAAUCGUCGUGAUAACUGUCCAUUCGUUUAUAAUCCUUAUCAAGAAGACGUUAAUAAAGAUGGUAUCGGUGAUCUUUGCUGGAACGAUUAUGACAAUGAUACCGUCAUCAAUUACCUCGAUAAUUGCCCCAACAAUAGUCAGAUAUGGACUACCGAUUUUCGUAAAUACGUCACGAUCAAUCUAGAUCCAACGGGUGACUCGCAAGAAGAUCCAUCUUGGAUAAUACGCCAUAAUGGUGCAGAGAUCCAACAGAUGCUUAACAGUGAUCCCGGAUUUGCCAUAGGCCCUGACGUCUUUGCUGGAGUAGACUUCGAAGGGACAUUUUACAUCGACGACGACAACGACGACGAUUUCGUUGGCUUUGUCUUUUCCUGUCAAAGCAAUCGUAGAUUCUAUGUUGUAACAUGGAAAAAAGCUGAUCAACCUUAUUGGGAAACUACACCUUUCCGUGCUAUCGGUGACUCCGGUAUCUUACUUAGGCUCGUUGACUCUGAAACUGGACCUGGAGUAAUACUUAGAAAUAGCCUUUGGCAUAAUCAAGAUGUACCUAAUCAAAUGAAAAUAUUAUGGAGAGAACCAAGCAAAUAUGGUUGGAGACAAAGAGUUCCAUACAGGUGGCACUUAUUACACAGACCUCACGUCGGUUUGAUCAGAUUCUGGCUUCAUCAGGGUAACAAGCUGAUCACUGAUUCAGGAAAUAUUUAUGAUUCCACUUUGCAAGGUGGUAGACUCGGUGUUUAUUGCUUCUCACAGGAAAGAAUCACUUGGUCAGACUUGCUCUAUACCUGCAAAGAUUCUGUCUCGCAGGAAGUAUGGAACGAUUUACCAGUCGACUUGAAGAAACAAGUUACGGUUGAGAACACAAGAUUCAAAAAUCAUCCUGAUUCUCAUCGUCGAAUGAAAUAUGUUGAUAUCUUUUAAGAAAAAAAAAAAAACAAAAACAAAAACAAAAGAAGAAAGAACAAAAUCAAUUAUCCAAUAACUUUUGUUUCCUACAAACAUUUUCAACUGCUACGAUCUAUCCUAUCACCCUCAUACAUAUAUAUAUAUAAAUUGAAGCAAUAACAAAUUGAAACGAUGCAUAGUUGAAACAAAAAAAUAUAAAAAAGAUUCGAUUCUUCUUCAUGAUCGAGGUGUAUUAAAUUGAAAUUUUAUUAUUUGCCAUUAAGUCGAUGAAUUAAUAGUAGUAAUAAUCAUCAUCACGGCACAUCCUAAUUCGAUAAUUUCUUAUUGAGAUUGAAAUUGACAUAAACAGUCUUCUUACAAUGCUUGCUCCCAAUGCAGUUUUCUCACAAUGCUUUUCGAAACGAAAUUACAGAGGUAACCAUUGUCGUUUAUGAAUUAGAAAGAUCAACUAUAGUACAUAUAUAUAUAUAUAUAUAGUAUUAGAACGAUUAAAAUAGGAGAUUCGUUUUGAUCGAUUGAUCGUCCUCACGUUAUUUUAUUUUCUAAGGAAAAAAAAAAAAAAAAAAAAGGAUUCGUUCAUUCAUUUAUUAUACCUUUAACAAUAAUAAAUAUUGCAGAUCCAAUAAGAUGGAUUGAUUCUGGCAUCGGAUAACUCCUUUUAAUUUAGAUUCUAAUUAAAAAUUUGUCUAAAUCAUUCGGAUAAAAGUUACCAACUUUUUC
Molecule: messenger RNA, 4153 nt
Organism: Vespula pensylvanica (western yellowjacket)
Lineage: Eukaryota; Metazoa; Arthropoda; Insecta; Hymenoptera; Vespidae
Gene: Tsp
Product: cartilage oligomeric matrix protein
Exons: 14
Coding region: 149-3448 (1099 amino acids)
Biological process (GO): cell adhesion
Cellular component (GO): extracellular region
Molecular function (GO): calcium ion binding
Source: RefSeq, a predicted model, not a curated record